This is a messenger RNA of Cajanus cajan (pigeon pea), 1202 nucleotides long. RefSeq names its product Photosystem II reaction center PsbP family protein (gene PPD1). Gene Ontology annotation, molecular function: calcium ion binding. Gene Ontology annotation, biological process: photosynthesis. The record is from RefSeq and is a predicted model, not a curated record. Lineage: Eukaryota; Viridiplantae; Streptophyta; Magnoliopsida; Fabales; Fabaceae. Gene Ontology annotation, cellular component: photosystem II oxygen evolving complex; photosystem II; extrinsic component of membrane.
AGAAUGUUAAAGAGGAAGGGAAAUGUGAGGCUGUGGAUGGAGAUGGAGGUGGGUCAUUGUCUUAUCAUAAGCAAAGAAGAGGUGGGGAGUUAGUUAAUUGGGUGAGGGAAAGAAAGAAAAGCACUUCAAAUUUCUGCCCCAUACCAUAUUCACUGGACCGUGGAAAGAAUCAUCAUGGCAAGGGUGGUUGCACUCCAACAGAACCAACUUUCUUUCUCUCCCUUAGCUUCCUCUCUUUCUGACUUCAGCGGAACCAGACUUCAAACUCAACUUCAGCUCAAGAGAAAAUUAUUGCAGCCAAAAGGGUGUUUUCAUGUCUAUACAUCAAGCACUAGCACUCUUGUCAAAGAGGGUCACCAGGUGGUUUUAUUUACAAGAGGAAAAACACCUGUCAUUCAACAAUUGUCAGGUGAAUCGGCCAGUGAUUAUGCUGAUUUUUCUUCUAAGGCUAAAGCUUUUGCAGUUCCUAGGAGGAAAGCAAUGUCCUUGAUCUUAUCAAGUUAUAUUUUCUCGGAGGUUGGUCAAGCAUUGGCUCAACAGUCUUCUGUGUUCCGUGAAUAUAUAGAUGCAUUUGAUGGUUAUUCAUUCAAGUACCCAGGGAAUUGGAUUCAAGUUCGAGGUGCUGGAGCUGACAUAUUUUUUAGGGACCCUUUUGUUCUUGAUGAAAAUCUAUCUGUUGAAAUUUCUUCUCCUUCAUCUUCCCAAUACAAGAGUGUCAAAGAUUUGGGUCCACCCCAACAAGCUGGAAAGACUGUGCUCAAACAAUAUUUGACUGAGUUUAUGUCUACUAGACUUGGCGUUAGACGUGAAUCAAAUAUUCUUUCCACGUCUUCAAAAGUAGCUAAUGAUGGCAAGUUAUACUAUCAAGUUGAGGUAAAUAUUAAGUCAUAUGCCAAUAACAAUGAGCUUGCUGUUAUGCCACAAGAUCGGGUGGUACGUCUGGAAUGGGAUCGUAGAUACCUAUCUGUUCUUGGGGUUGAAAACAACCAACUGUAUGAGUUGAGAUUGCAGGUGCCAGAAAAUGUUUUUUCAGAGGAGGAAAAUGAUCUUCGUAAAGUCAUGGAUUCGUUUCGAGUGAACAAGAUUGUCGCUUAAUCUUGAAAUUUGGAUACAUGAAGACCUAUGGUCUUGAAAUUUAAUCUUCAUUUUUUUUCUUCUUUAUUCUAAUGAACUCUUUCUAUAGCUUUUUUUUUUUUUUUUUU